Molecule: messenger RNA, 2653 nt
Organism: Cydia fagiglandana
Lineage: Eukaryota; Metazoa; Arthropoda; Insecta; Lepidoptera; Tortricidae
Product: thioredoxin-related transmembrane protein 2 homolog
Exons: 4
Coding region: 51-848 (265 amino acids)
Cellular component (GO): membrane-bounded organelle
Molecular function (GO): disulfide oxidoreductase activity
Source: RefSeq, a predicted model, not a curated record
UCGUUAGGACGGGCUGCGUCCCAAAUCUAAUCCAAAUUAAACUAAAAAUCAUGUCUUUUAAGCAAGAUUUGCGUCAAUUACUAAAGCCCUAUUACUGGGUCAACAUUUUACUAAGCAUUUCAUACGUUACGGCUAAAAGGACGGGUGUGAUUUGCAAUUUUCUGUUCCCCGAUGUGGAUUGCGAGUUAGACAGUCGAGAAACGGAAAUCCUAUUUUUCCUAAUUAUCGUCGUGAUGCUGCGGACCCGGAAGGCGGGAAGUGUGACGAUGGUCAACUAUUUGUCGUCUUCGUUCGUGUAUACGAAGAUUGCUAACCUAAUUUUAUGGUUAUAUGCUGAUGUGAGAUAUGGCCUACCAUACGGCGCUCUGCUCAUCCUGACUGCUCUCCUCAUCCCGGAGCCCACCUACACGGGCCCGGAGCACAUAACCUACUUCCGCGGCGUCAGCACCCUGGAUGAAGAGCUCCGACACAAAGGGAACACUUGGCUGGUCUGCUUGUAUGCGGCGUGGCACCCGGCCUGUGUCAACUUUGCUCCGGUGUUCGCUGAGCUGUCUGCGAGCUAUGGCUUGGAGAAUCUGAAGUUUGGCAAGAUGGAUAUUGGCAGAUACCCAGAGGCGGCAGCGAGGUACCGGAUCCAAGACGGGCCGACCAGUCGGCAGCUGCCCACCGUGUUGUUGUUCACUGACGGGGCGGAGUCCCUGCGCCGCCCGCACCCGGACACCCAGGGCAAGCUACAGAAAUUCUUAUUCUCUAAGGACAAUGUGAAAGCUGCCUUCGACUUGGACGCGCUGCACCAACAGUGCAAGGAGAGGAUCGCUACCAAACCCAAAGACAAGAAGACACAAUAGACAAGACUAACAGAAUUGUGUGUUCGUGUCUUUUUCUUUUUGUCCAGCCGGCCUAGCCAAGGUUACAAUCGCUAUCGCUUCGACAACGAGCAUUAUGUAUCUUUAUCACUCUUCCAUAUUAGUGUGACAGUGACAGUUGCGUUUCGAUUGCUAUGGAGCGUAAGCGAUUGGCAUCUUAGCUAUGCAGCAAGUGAUUCCUUUUCAAUCAGUGAUAUACAGUGAUCGGAGAAAUCAUCGCAAAACCGUCAAAAAUCAUUUAUAUCUCAAAAUAUGACAAGAUUUAUUAAACUCAUAUUAUGUACACGGUACCUUUAUAAAAUUUCCAGAUUAUACCCAAAAACUGCAGUUCAAAAUUGUUAAAAAAAAUUGUAUCAUGUUCCAUACAAUAUUUAUUAUUGCGAUAAAUUGACCGAACUCUGGUGGUAUAGUUAUAGCACUACCUUAUACAUAUAACAAAGUCCCUCGUCGCGUCUGUCUGUUUGUGUGUACAUAGGCAACAUACACAAACAUAAAGCCAGCAGCAGAAGUUGCUAAGCGGGCGAGGUGGUCAAAAUUACCUUCACACGCUCUUAUUCUCUUAAUAAUAAAGUCGCGUCAAGAUCAUUUUGAACACCUGGCCCGCUUAGCAACUUCUGCUGCUGACUGUACAUAAUUUCGCGAUAAACUCAAACACUACUGAACGGAUUUUCUUUCGUUAGAUUCUUUGCGGUUUUCACCUAUCAGUAUAGCGAGGAAGUUUUAGGUGUAUAAUUUGUAGAGAUGCACCGGAUAUCCGGUUACUAUCCGGCCUAACCGGCCAUUAUGUUACUAUCCGGCCGGAUACCGGAUAGUCACAUUGCUUGAUUUCGGAGUAAAUAAAUUGGAUUUAAGAAACAGACACGGUCAUAAUCGUACUUGUUUAUUAUUUUAAAACAAUUAUUCAUUCCACUGCCUUGCACGCGCACUCAUUUCGAACCUAGAAAUGAGUCCGCGCGAACGUUCACUAGGAAACAGGUCAAACCUGCAGAAUGCGCACCUGAAAAAUGUAGGUAUAGUUCGCUGGCCGAAUAUUCGGCGGCCGGAUACCGAAUAUUUGACCGAUGGUCAGGCUGAAUAACCGGUCUCCGGCCAAACAACUAUCCGUUGCAUCUCUAAUAAUUUGUGAAGGUUUUGUGUAAACCGUGCGAAGUCGGGGCAGGUCGCUAGUUGUAUCUAAAAAUGUAAGUAAUUUUUGAAAAAGAUACACUUACCGAAAAGUUAGUUCUAAAAAUUUUAAAGUAUAAUUUUAAGUACAAUUUUUCUAUAUUACACCAGCUAAGUGAUAUCAAUCUUUAGUUAAUUAUUUAUUAUACUUUUAAAAUUAGUGUAAUAUAGCAGUAUAACUGAGUACAAGUGGCAUUUUUUAUGUUUCUGUCUGUAUUUGACAAGAGUUCAGAUAUAUCUACACUUAUGCUUUUUUAAGCUUUUUGACAAUAAGAAAUUGAUCUGAUUUUUCGUAUUUUCUCUUUGUGUAAGAGUGGCAUAUUUUCAAUGGAUUGUUAGUAUUAUAGUAUUUAAGGUAGAAUUAAAAUUAUGAAAUUACACUGCAUUUUUUAUAUUUGUGUAAUAUUUAUUGUAUUUGUUUGUGUCUGUUAUUUUGUAGUUUUUUUUGUAAAUAAAUCUAGUUUGCCAAUGAAACAAUUGUUUUAAUUAUUUUAAAAAUACCUAGGUAGGUAGGUAACGUGUAUUCGGGUAAUUUCGUAUGUCGGAUAAUUUCGAAAAUUAGUUGAAAAUGACCCAAAAUUCCAUCACAAUAAGAGUCCGUUUUCGGAAUUAUCCAACGGUUU